AACAGCAAGAAUUAAGGAAGAUUCCUACACGCUCUGGAGGUCUCCCCUCGCAUCGCCGGCGCCUCCUUUCCGAGGACCGGGAGAUGGAAUCGCGCCGACGGGGCUCCCGCGGACUCGGGGCGCUUCCCGCCCCUCUGGAUCUAUAGUCCGAAGCGGCUCUUCUCCGGGGCAGGGCGCCCAUCCCGGCGGGGCUCCGGCCUCUGGCGACGCUCCUCGCCUGUCGCCGGAGUCGUCUCUUCUCUUCUUGCCUUUUGUUUUUAAGCCCCCGCGCGCCGUUCGCCUUUUCACGCCCCGCGAGCGCGCCCGCCGUGGAUGUGCCUGGCACCCUGGAUCUGCACGGGAGUCGGGCGUCCAAGUUGCGUCGGGUACUGCGACCCGGAGCCCGGAGCCCGCCGCGACGCCGCGCACCCAGCAUUGGCUCCCGCGGCCCCCGCCUUGCGCUCUGAGGGGCCCUCGGAGGACGCGCGAGCCCCGAGCACUCAGUGAGGCGCUGGAAACAGGCUCGGCGCGCCGAUCGUGCCCUAGGUCGCCCGGGAUUCGCGGGGUCUUACGGCCUUUCUCCCUUUUUUUGCCUGAGAGAAUUGGGGAUACCGGGCCCCCACACCGAACCUCCGAGGUCCGGAGGUCGCGCGGAGCUGGGAACGGCUUAGCCAUGGCGGUGAGGAGGGACUCCGUGUGGAAGUACUGCUGGGGAGUUUUGAUGGUUUUAUGCAGAACUGCGAUUUCCAGAUCCAUAGUUUUAGAGCCGAUCUAUUGGAAUUCCUCGAACUCCAAAUUUCUACCUGGACAAGGACUGGUACUAUACCCACAGAUAGGAGACAAAUUGGAUAUUAUUUGCCCCAAAGUGGACUCUAAAACUGUUGGCCAAUAUGAAUAUUAUAAAGUUUAUAUGGUUGAUAAAGACCAAGCAGACAGAUGCACUAUUAAGAAGGAAAAUACCCCUCUCCUCAACUGUGCCAGACCAGACCAAGAUGUAAAAUUCACUAUCAAGUUUCAAGAAUUCAGCCCUAACCUCUGGGGUCUAGAAUUUCAGAAGAACAAAGAUUAUUACAUUAUAUCUACAUCAAAUGGGUCUUUGGAGGGCCUGGAUAACCAGGAGGGAGGGGUGUGCCAGACAAGAGCCAUGAAGAUCCUCAUGAAAGUUGGACAAGAUGCAAGUUCUGCUGGGUCAACCAGGAAUAAUGAUUCAACAAGACGUCCAGAACUAGAAGCUGGUACAAAUGGAAGAAGUUCAACAACAAGUCCCUUUGUAAAACCAAAUCCAGGUUCUAGCACAGACGGCAACAGCGCUGGACAUUCUGGUAACAAUAUCCUUGGUUCCGAAGUGGCCUUAUUUGCAGGGAUUGCUUCAGGAUGCAUCAUCUUCAUUGUCAUCAUCAUCACCCUGGUGGUCCUUUUACUGAAGUACCGGCGAAGGCACAGGAAGCACUCGCCGCAGCACACGACCACGCUGUCCCUCAGUACGUUAGCCACGCCCAAGCGCAGUGGCAACAACAACGGCUCCGAGCCCAGUGACAUUAUCAUCCCACUGAGGACUGCAGACAGUGUCUUCUGCCCUCACUAUGAAAAAGUCAGCGGGGAUUAUGGGCAUCCAGUGUACAUAGUCCAAGAGAUGCCGCCUCAGAGUCCAGCAAACAUUUACUACAAAGUCUGAGCGGACGCUGGCGGUUGUCUUUGCUUCCCCAGAGGCACCUCACUGUUCGGAUGCUUCCCGCGGAGGGUUUGAUGACACCUGGUGCUCUAGGAUUGACUGAAGCCCGGCGGGCGAGAGGGAGCACUGCUUCUCAGAUGAGCCUUGUUGAGCUGGACAGCUUACCUAGUCUAGAAUUUCAGCCUUGGUGAAUGAAAAUACUCACCGAAAGCUGGAAGACUGUGUGUAGAAGAUACCCAUUCGGAUUGCUGUACUCUCGUUACGUGUAUCAUCCUCUAAGCCAUGUGCCGCAGUAAUUCAGGCAUAUACAAAAGCCAAGGGAAGACAGAGUGAUUUGUGGACAGAGCUGUGCACAUCCGGGGAAGGUGCCCCAGGAUGCCGCGCGGGGAAAUGCAGUCUUCUGCCUCGGUGUGUGCGUGGCUCUCGGUGCAUACUGGACUUGUCACACAGACCUCUGGCUAAGAAAGGCUUUUAAAGAUCUCUAGCUUUUUAGUCCAUCACUGUUACACUCCUGUUAUCCAGGGCUCCCGCAGUACUUCACACGAGAUUCCCUUUCACUCUGCAUCCUGCAUCAGUAAUGGGACAUUAAUGUUUGGAGUUGCUAACUCCAUCCGUUUGCAACAACAGCUACAGUUGAAUGGGUAAUAAAUACAUUUAUAGAAAUUGUGUUUGCUAAUAAGGAGCCUUCCAGCCAGAAUCGAGGCUGUCAGCAGAGGAAGACUAGGAGUUCAUGGAUGGGGGUGGGGCGGGGGAAAGGGCUGACUGCAGUUGCAGUUCAACGCUGCUGCCUCUGAAACAGAAAGUUGGGAAGAAAAAAAAAAAUAGGUAGCACAGCACUUUGCUUAUGCUGAGAUUCAAGAGGCAAGUAGGAGACACGACAACACACGCCGUGGAUUAGGGUGCGUUUGAAGGAUUUCCCUGUUAUCCAAUAGCAAUGCUCAGAAAAAAAAGGGUGUACCUCUCCCUUAAGUGGAACAAAGGGGUAUUGUUGGCAAAGGAACAGGCUUGGAGGGAAGGGAGAAAGUAGGCCGCUGGUGACAUAUUCGGGCAGGACUGUUGUGGUACUGGCAAUAAGAUAUACAGCUCUGAAGCUGUAGGAAAGUCAGUCUGCUUGGAUGAUUUUUUAAGCAGACUCAGCUGCUAUACUUAUCACAUUUUAUUAAACACAGGGAAAGCUUUUAGGAGAAAAGCAGAGAGCCAAAUCUGACCUAGAAGUUUAAAAGCCAAAGGUCAAACAGGCUGUAAUUCCAUCAUCGUUGACAUUAUUAAAGAAUUCUCAUAUAUAAAAGGUAGGUCAGAUUCCCCCGUCCCACCCCCAAGUGCCCCU
Molecule: messenger RNA, 2978 nt
Organism: Choloepus didactylus (southern two-toed sloth)
Lineage: Eukaryota; Metazoa; Chordata; Mammalia; Pilosa; Megalonychidae
Gene: EFNB2
Product: ephrin B2
Exons: 5
Coding region: 653-1654 (333 amino acids)
Biological process (GO): blood vessel morphogenesis; axon guidance; ephrin receptor signaling pathway
Cellular component (GO): plasma membrane
Molecular function (GO): ephrin receptor binding
Source: RefSeq, a predicted model, not a curated record